AUGAACCUCAUUGAAUGUGCUGUGUUGCACGAGAAAUCCAGAAGCGUUCGCGAACAUGAGGUGAAACUGCAUCUUUACAGUAAGAUGCCACCAAGAACGCGCUCAGGCCGGAGUGAGAAGCUGGCAAAUGAGCGCCUUAUGCUUGCAGGACCCGUCAACAUCUCUGGAUUUCCAUCGCUCCCCGUCGAACUCCUUCUCGAGGUCACCUCUCACCUUCUUCGCGUCCCCAUCCCCUCCUACAAGCAGUCUGUCUAUCAUGCGCGCUAUCUCGCACAUCAUAACACCCUCCGUUCUCUUUCCCAGUCUUGUAGAUCCCUUCGCAGCAUUUUCUUGCCCCACGUCUGGCGGCGCAUCGAAGUCUGCGCCAGCAAGUGGAUCGACAACGAGAGGGAUUUAGGCCGUAAUAUCCUCAAAAUCAUCUCCAAAGAUAUUGCAACGGAAUUAGUGCGCCAGUUAGAGAUUGUGACCAUUCGAGAUCCAACGUUGGCGCAAUACGUUCAGGUUGUAAACGUUAUAUUACAGAGCUACUGUUACGAUACAGUUCUAGCCGAACUCGCCCGGUGUUUGGCGCUUUUCCCUAACCUUCACACUUUCCAAGCCCUUGGGCUCGGGAUGCACAGGGCGGAAAUAACCUAUAAAGUGUUCAGAGGUCUAAAAUUUCCUCAAAUCCUUACUUUGGUGGUGCCUUCGACUGGUCAUUAUAUCCUGCCAGCUUUCCCCAACGUGAAAGCUGUCACUUGCAUUGGCGCAUGCCCCGAGGUAUUCUGGGGGACUCUCUUUGCGCAUUGCCCCAACGUAGUUUCGCUUGGAACCUUCGAAGGCACAGAUUUCGUUGCAGAGCGACUCCCUAACCUUGAAAAGAUAACAUUCGACAUUCGCAACCCAACUCUCACUCCGGAGGCAAUCUCCAAUCUGUCUGCGCUCAAGCGGCUCCACACAGUUUGUUUUGACGUCAACGAGGGAUAUCACCUCACACCGGGCAACACUGGCAACUGGUUCACAAUCAUAGAUUUCAUGCAUAAGAGGAAGGCGGUUAUGGUCGCUUUUCAAAAUAUCCCACAACGGGAUGAGUUUCAGAAAAGAUUGGUUGUUAAAUAUGAGCGCCAAUCCGAAGUUUACAUGUUCGAUGCCACACCAUCUUGA
This is a messenger RNA of Laccaria bicolor S238N-H82, 1143 nucleotides long. RefSeq lists its product as uncharacterized. NCBI's taxonomy places the organism in Eukaryota, Fungi, Basidiomycota, Agaricomycetes, Agaricales, Hydnangiaceae. Bases 1 to 1143 code for a protein of 380 amino acids. The record is from RefSeq and is a predicted model, not a curated record. The transcript is spliced from 5 exons.